Messenger RNA from Pomacea canaliculata, 4658 nucleotides. Its product is annotated as melanotransferrin-like. Gene Ontology annotation, cellular component: early endosome; plasma membrane; recycling endosome. The record is from RefSeq and is a predicted model, not a curated record. Lineage: Eukaryota; Metazoa; Mollusca; Gastropoda; Architaenioglossa; Ampullariidae. Gene Ontology annotation, biological process: iron ion transport.
CCCAGCCGCAGUAACACUUGUGCGCAGUUCGCCACCAGAUCCUUCGACGGCAGGUAGAGGACGGCUGUAGAGAACCAUCCUGCAGUUGGAAGAUGGGCAAUUUUAUCUGGAGCUCUGUUUUGGUGCUGCUGGUGAGCUUACUGCGGGACACCUGUGGUAAUUUUACAGAAAAAUGGUGUGUUGUUAACGACAUGGAGCUAAACAAGUGUCAGGACAUGAAGUCCGCCUUCUCCACGAGCUCACUCGGGCAGUUGGAGUGCGUCAAGGCUCUUAACCGCUACGAGUGCAUGAGAUUGAUUAAGGAUGGUCUGGCUGACUUAGUGAGAGCUAGCGACACAGACAUCUACACGUCUGUCAACACCUUCACACUCACGCCAGUCUCAAGGGAAACAUUUGGCACAGCGCCAGAUUUUCGCUACAAGGCUGUAGCGGUAGUGAAGAAAUCGGGCCCCAUCCAGUCUUUGCAAGAUCUGAAAGGUCAAAAGUCAUGCCACACCGGGGUGGGACGGACUGUAGGCUGGACGGUACCCAUCAGCAACCUGCAGGCCAAGAAGCUAAUGAGCAUUGAGAGCUGCGACAACACCGUCGUCAAUGCCGCCGCCUUCUUUAGCUCGUCCUGCGCCCCACAAGCCUUUGAGAAAUUCAAUGAUCUUGAAGGUAACAACCCUUCUAAGAUCUGCAGCCUUUGCAAAGAUACGUUGUGUCCGGCAAGCGAGUACUACGGCGACUACGUCGGUGCCCUCAAGUGCUUGGUCGAUGGUGCGGGCAGCGUGGCCUUCGUGGCGCACUCCACGGUGGACGACUACGAAGCGAAGUGGGGUACGCUGGUCAGGGAUGAUUACCGACUGCUGUGUCCGGACGGUCGGCUGGACAACAUCAGCAGCUGGGACACAUGCAACUGGGCAACUCGCCCGACUGACGUCAUCGUCACCGCUUCCGGAAAGUCUCAACAGGAGCGGUCGAUCAUCAGCAGUGUUCUGGAACAGGCAGGCAGGAUGUUUAAUGCCAGUUCCUUCUUCCACAUGUUCAACUCAUCUAAGUAUGGAGGAAAAAAUUUGCUCUUCACAGACGGCGCCACUGGUCUCGUUCCGUACAACGCGAGCAGCGUGGAAACAUACCUUGGUGAAGGCUUUGUGAACUCCGUUACCAGCUACGUCACGUGUUCAACGCCCACUCGCUGGUGCGUCACAUCUCAGCACGAACUGGGCAAGUGUCUGGACAUGCGCGCUGCCUUCGCCAGCAGCCGAAUCCACAGCAACCUGACAUGUGUCCAGGCAGUCGACAGCAAGGCGUGCAUGGAGAAGAUAAAAAACGGAGAAGCUGACCUGCUGUCUGUGGACGGUGGCGACGUCUACUACGGGGGACAGUACCUCGGCCUGGUGCCCAUUAUGGCCGAAGUAUACAACACGACCGGCGUUGCUGAUACCACCAGUUACUGGGCAGUGGCCGUGGUCUUCAGGAACAAAACUGGGAUUACUUUAAACAAUCUGAAAGGCAAAACGUCAUGUCACACGGGGAUCAUGAAAACGUCGGGUUGGAAUGUACCUGUCGGCCUUCUCAUAGAGAAGAACUUCAUCGAUGCCAAGAAAGACAACUGCCACAUCCCUAAGGCCGUCGGCGAGUUCUUUUCGCAAAGUUGUGUUCCUGGCGCAUUAGAACCAACCUACGACCCUACAAAUGACAACCCUGACAAUCUGUGCGCGCUGUGCGGAGGAGAAGAGAAGUGCGCGAGGUCCAAACAGAACAUAUACUAUGAUUACAAAGGGUCUUUCAGAUGUCUUAUCGAGAAAAACGCCGAUGUGGCCUUCAUGAAACACACCACCGUUCAAGAUUACAUCAGCGAGGAUUUUGCUGCUCGCUUUAAGGUAUCCGACUUCCAGCUGCUGUGGGACGGGUCCCGCCGUGAUGUGACGGAUUGGCGUAACUGCAACCUGGCGCAGGUUCCCUCCCACGCCGUUGUGACGUCCUCGAGGCGCACUGCUGCUGAGCGCUUGCAGUACGUUCACAUGCUGCAGCGCGCCGUACUGCUGUUCGGCAAGGGCGCCGACAUUCAUUCGUCUGGCUUCUACUUGUUUGAGUCACCGUCGCCUGACACGGACCUCAUUUUCCAGGACUCUGCCAUCAGCCUCGUUCCCAUUCCCAGCGACAAGCAGGACUACCGGCAGUUUUUGAGCAGCGAAUACUUGGAGUCUGUGAAAGGAAUGGACGUGCAGCUGUGUCUGAAUGGAAGUCUACAAUAACAAGAAAAACACUGAAGUGAAAGCACCAGAAAGAGGUAUCCAAGAAUCCAACACGUGGUUUACAACUAUUCUUCUAAAUAUCAGUUGUAAGUGUGAGUGUCAUGUCACUACUGUGUCACCAGGCACAACUCCCUAUGUACCACAGUUCAGCAGACUUUAUUUUAUCACAACACAAUAUCUUCUUCUGUCUUCUGUGUUUCCUGCAAACAACCAUUUAAAAAAAAAAACUGUAAAGUCUUGUGAGAGACUUAAAAUGAUAGCAAAAUACAAUAACACCAAAUCUUUCACUUCAAAACAAAAUGGUUAUUAUAGGCUAGAAAUAAUUCUUCUGCGUGUAAAUAAACCUAAUACAAUCUGUAUAAUCAGACGCGCAUUAACAUUUUUAAUAAGCCCUCAUGUGCUAUCAAUCAACAAAGCUUGAAAGGUCGACAUAAUCCCCUGUGAGUGAUCUCCCUUUGCUGGAGUAAACGAACACCAGUUUUGUGAGAAUGGAAAAAUAAUGUCAGGACAAAAAUCUUACUCUUACUAAGUCCUAUGCUAUACAUGGAAAUAAGUUAAUAUAUAAUCUGUAUUUUUAUUAUAAUAGCCUCAUCAUACUUAGACUGUUAAUCAAAUAAAAUGAAAAACCACAUCAAGAAUUAGGUUUACAACUGGUGAUGGAUAAGCAGCCAAUACUUAAAUCAUUCAAUCAUUUCUUUAACUGGGCAUUUGCGCCACGAGCCCUCAUUAGGCUCAUAUGAGCUUAAUUCGUGACAUAUAAAGAUGAUUCAUGAUUAAGGUAAUAUUAUGAUUGACUUUCUGAUGGCCACAAGCUGAAUUUCAAGUGUAAAGUUCCACUUCUGUUUGAGUGUUCUUGUUCUGCUAGGUUUAAACAAACACUGAUAAUGAACAGAUUAUUCCGAUUUAAUAACAUUAUUUACAGUUUAUCACAGUUCACAUUUUCAUACUUAUAAACAUGAAAAUGAAGAGAGUAGCUAGUUCCCAAAAUUAAAUCCAGACUUUUAACAUACUGCAAUUAUCAUUGUCCCCUUAAUUUUGGAAGAUUGAGGAUAUACUAAUGAUGGGUAAAAACUGAUGUUAGCCUCUUCUAAUCAUAAAAACAAAACAACAAUUUUUUUCUAUGAGGAACAAUUUUUUUCAAUGAGAAAAUUAUUAGCACAAUUGAUGUGUCACAUGGUGCAACACCGGGCUAUCCCUCACUUCAUCUCUCUUUUACUCCCUACCCCAAGUCUCUACAUAAAGGAGCUGUAUAAAUAAACUGUUUUAACCUUACCCUUUGUAUUGUUUAUCUGGAGGGAACUGCUAUUGUUAUUAUCAUUAUUAGAUAUAGUAUGUUCUGAUAUAGUCUUAGUUGCUGGCUUAGUGUAAAACUCCAAUCCCCACCUUCCCUUCAUGUAGCAAUUGCAAUUUAAAAUACUUAAAGUAAUGGAAUAUAUGCUUGGGCUACUUUUUGUCCUUUUAAUAAAUAUUGUCACAAGUUUAAUUCAUAUUAAUGUCACAAAAAGUUAUUAACAUUGUUGCCAUUAUUAGUAUCAUGAGGUUUUCCUUUCUCAUAUAACACUGCUUUGUAUUUAUUUUUAUUUAUAUUUUAUCAGUGUACACUUAUUCAAGCUUUGUAAGGGUGAACUGCUAAUUGUGUAUUGUCUCAUCAUAUCCAUUAAGGGAUCAAUGAAUAAAAAUAAAUGCCAAAAAUGUAUAAACACACAAUAUUAAGCUUAAUGAAUUUAGGGACAGAUAGCUUUGGAGAAUUAGGUGAACUGAUCUUCUUUAAGUGCCUGCAUGGAGUAACUAACAGCUGGCACCUAUCAGUAACCACAAACCAAUUACAAUUAUUGUGAUUUUAAGUAAGUUGGAUGGAUUUAUUAGCCAGAAACAAGGUGUCAUGUAACUAUAAAUCCUUCCACAGCAUAUGUACCGUGUAUUCUUUCUUUUUGCUAUAAAAGGUCCAGAAAUACAACGCUUGGCUACUCAGUCUGAUAACUUUUAUUUACCUCAAAUAAGGGCAAGUCACUCUUGCUCACAUCAAACCUAAGGAGCUUCAUAGCAAGCAGAAUAAGCUAUCUGUUUAAUUUCACGUACAUUCAGCCACAUGUUAACAAUAACACAUUUUUUAACAAGCAUUGACAAGCUAUCAGUAAGGACCAAGAAAAUGUGACACGUUAUGUUACCUGCUCUUUUCGGGCUCGUUUUCGAUUCCUAGUUUCUUCUUCGUCUUCAAACAUUUCUGCCAUUCGGGCUCUGUAUCUGUUUAUGGAAAAGCAGACAUGCAAACAACUGUUCAAUGCAUUUCAGAUGACUGUCCUUCCACUCCUACUUUACUGAUCUGUCUUGGUAAUGAAAAUAACUUUAAACAAUGAUUCUGGAAUAUUGAUGCUGGUAAACAAAUAAAAAUGUGCAGAAUAAAGGCAUUCAAAUAAG